CGCGGAGCUUAUGAUCGGUUUCAGUAUUCGAGUUAAUCUGCUCACGCAAGCACAGCUCGCAAAAAUGAGGUCCAUUGUUAAAAUCCCCUUCAUUUUGUUGUGUUUCCUGAUAGCUGCAGCUUGGGCUCAAGAUGUAAGGCCUGAGAUUCCAGAAGAUAUUAGGCCCACAACAACUACAACAACAACAGAAACCCCAACUUCAACAACUGAACCCCCAACUUCAUCAACAGAGCCCACAACUUCAACAACUGAACCCAUAACUUCAACAACUGAACCUACAACAUCAUCAACUGAGCCCACAACUUCAACAAGUGAAUCCACUACUACUUCCACCACAAAAGCCACUUCAACAACAGAAUCAAUUCCAACUACAACAACAGAAUCAAAUACAACAAUAGAGAUCACCACAAAUACUACAACAGAACCUAACAUAACGACAACUACAGAGAGGAAACCAUUACAUCCGACCCACCAGCCUCCCCAUGUGCGACCCACUUCCACUCCACAGAACUCUAGGUUGAUGCAACCGCUAGAAAGGUGUUUUUUGAGAAACAAGUUGGAGUACAUUACCGGCUGGCCAUACCCGUCAACGAUCAACUGUUAUCGCUGCUGCUACUAUUACGACUGCCAUCUCACCCAAUGCAGUAAUCUUCACCAGGGGGCCUGUUCGCAAUAUGACUUCGAAAAAUUAAAAGUACACGUGAAUUGGAAACAAGUCUAAUAAAAGCGGAUCGCCUAAUACUCUUUUUUUUCACCCGUGUUUUUUUUUAAGGAACGGAUUGUCAAAUUUUCAUCUUUUGACUUAAAAUGCACCUUAUUGUGAAAAUGCACUUUCUGAAACCUUCUCCAACAAAUAUUCAUAUUUACUCAACCAAAUAUUUUUAAGUGCCGGCAUCUUAUUUACGAAUAAUUACUAAGCACUUGCUCUUUCUGCGUGCUAGCGUUCUGUUAUCAGCCCUCACCUUUUGCGUGUGGGUUGGUUUGGUUGUGUUAAUGACUGUAGCUCUAUAGCUAUAGACCAAGCUCAAGCUACUCGGGACUGGCGAUCAUUUUCAGUAUUGAAUGCAAUCAGCUCACGUCAACACAGCUCGCUAAAAAUGAGGUCCCCAGUUAUUUAUUUUGUUUUUCUGGUGACUGGAGCGUGUGCUCAAGACAUAAUACCGGAAAUUCCAAUAGAUUUUCCGCCACCCACUACAUCAACUACUACGACAGAAGAAGCUACAAUUCCAACAACAGAAUUCAUCCCAACAACAGAACCAACUACAAUUGAACCCACAACGACUUCCACAACGGAGUUCACUGCAACUUCAACGGAACCCACCACAAAUUCCACCACAACUUCAACAACACAGUCCUCUACAACUACAACUAAGGAACCCACAACAAUUUCCGCAACGGAGCCCCCUACAACUUCAACAACGGAACCGACAACAACUUCAACACAGGCAAACCCAGCUUCAACAACAGAACGCACAACAUCCCCAACAACACAAAGAGACACAACUUCAAGGCGACCCUGGAGUUGGAGCCAGCCGUCAGAAAAUUGUUAUCUGAGAGAGCAAGAGGAGUACAGCAGGAAUUGUUAUGGAUGGGGCUGGCGGACAACGACUGUUUGUUAUCGUUGCUGCCAUUAUGAUUACACUGGAUUCGCCGGAUGCAGUAAACUACACAAUGGUCGGUGCUCGCGAUACAAUUAUGAUCGAUGGAAUACACAGACUAUAUAUGAUGCCUUUUUGUUCUAACCAAAGCCACAGCCGAACUCAUUUGGGAGCACAUAUAUUUUCUUUUAUCCAUAAAACUGUUCUGUUAUAACAAAAAUAUAUAUUUAAAAUUAAGAA
Drosophila biarmipes is the source of this 1838-nucleotide messenger RNA. RefSeq lists its product as uncharacterized. Bases 11 to 721 code for a protein of 236 amino acids. NCBI's taxonomy places the organism in Eukaryota, Metazoa, Arthropoda, Insecta, Diptera, Drosophilidae. The transcript is spliced from 3 exons. The record is from RefSeq and is a predicted model, not a curated record.